AUGGCCCCGCAGAGACCUGUGCAGCUGUCCCUGAAGAAGCCCACCUAUGCCGUGUGUGUCGUGGGAGUCGAAACGUAUGUGGAUGUUCACAGUGAUGUGCCCAAGGGCGCUGAGACCUUCGGGGUCUCUGGGAGCUCCGGGGUGGAGGUCUUCAUGGUCUACGACCCGGCACGGGUGGCAGAGCCCACGGGCAAGGCCCGCUGGCCCCUGGACGCCCGUGUGGACGUGAUCGUAUCUGUGGACGCAGCCAGUAAGGCUUUAAAUGAUCUCAAGGUGAAGGUCUCCUACUUCGGGCAGCAGGAGGGCGGUGCCCUGGGCCACAGUGUGCUGUACCUCACAGGUGCCGACAUCUCCCUUGACGUCGAUGCAGGCCGCACGGGCAAAGUGAAGAGGAGCCAAGGUGACAAGAAAACCUGGCGCUGGGGCCCUGAGGGCUCUGGGGCUGUCCUGUUGGUGAACUGUGACCGGGACAGUCUCUGGUCCAAGGGGCUUGACCUUGCCAACACCCAGCUGACAUCACUGGAUGACCUGCAGGACAUGUCCCCAAUGGUGCUGAGCUGCGGGGCCCCCGAGGAGCUCUUUGACAACCACAAGCUGGUCUUGAGUGUGCCAUUUUCUGAUUCCAAAAGACUGGGUGUCUUCUGUGCUAGGGGUGGGACUUCCCUCUCGGACUACAAGCAGGUGCUGGGCCCCCAGCACCUGUCCUACGAAGUGGAGCGGCAGCCGGGGGAGCUGAAGAUCGACUUCUAUGUGGAGGGGCUCACCUUUCCUGAUGCUGACUUCUUGGGGCUGGUCUCUCUCAGUGUCAGCCUGGUGGACACCAAGACCCUGCCAGAGGUGCCCCUCUUCACAGACACCGUGGCCUUCCGCAUGGCCCCCUGGAUCAUGACCCCCAACACCCAGGCCCCCCUGGAGCUGUAUGUGUGCAGUGUCGUGGAUGCUCAUGGCUCAAAUGAGAAGUUUCUGGAUGACAUGUCCGACCUGGUGUUGAAAGCCAACUGCAAGCUGAUUGUCUGCCCUCAGAUUGAGAAUCGAAAUGACCGCUGGAUCCAGGACGAGAUGGAAUUUGGCUACAUCGAGGCCCCUCACAAAUCCUUCCCAGUGGUCUUUGACUCUCCCAGGAACAGAGGACUGAAGGAUUUCCCUUAUAAGAGGGUCCUGGGUCCUGACUUUGGAUAUGUAACCCGGGAAACCCACUACGCUGGUGUCUCCGGCCUUGACUCCUUUGGCAACCUGGACGUCAGCCCGCCGGUCACGGUGGAUGGCAAAGAAUACCCGCUGGGCCGGAUCCUCAUUGGAAGUAGCUUCCCCAGGUCUGGUGGGCGGCGAAUGGCCAGGGUGGUGCGCGACUUCCUUCAUGCCCAGCAGGUGCAGGCACCCGUGGAGCUCUAUUCAGACUGGCUCUCUGUGGGCCACGUAGAUGAGUUUCUGAGCUUCGUGCCCACUUCUGACCAAAAGGGCUUCCGGCUGCUCCUGGCCAGCCCCAGUGCUUGCCUCAAACUCUUCCAUGAGAAGAAGGAGGAGGGCUACGGGGAGGCAGCCCAGUUUGAUGGGUUAAAGCACAAGGCGAAGAGAAGCAUUAAUGAGAUGCUGGCAGACAGACACCUCAGGAAUGACAAUCUCUAUGCACAGAAAUGUAUCGACUGGAACCGGGAGAUGCUGAAGCGGGAGCUGGGCUUGACGGAGCGGGACAUCGUCGACAUCCCCCAGCUCUUCAUCCUGAGGGGCUCCCUCGCGGAAGCCUUCUUCCCUGACAUGGUGAACAUGGUGGUCUUGGGCAAGUACCUGGGCAUCCCCAAGCCCUUCGGGCCCAUCAUCAAUGGCCGCUGCUGCCUGGAGGAGAAGGUGCGCUCCCUGCUGGAGCCACUGGGCCUUCGCUGUGUCUUCAUUGAUGACUACUUGUCCUACCACGAGCUGCUCGGGGAGAUCCACUGCGGCACCAACGUGCGCCGGAAGCCCUUUCCCUUCAAGUGGUGGCACAUGGUGCCCUGAGUCUGCUCCCCACCCUCCAUCCUCGCUGCCCACCUCCUGGGUGACCCCACCAGGGCGAGGAACCUCCACCUGGCCUGCAUCCCCACGAGUGCCUACAGACGUGCUGGUCGCCAUGGGUACCAGGAUGCUGGGAUGGACAGUACACACCCUCACCUCUGGAGCGGCCUACCCAGCUCGAGAAGGCUCACCCUCGUUCUCGCUCCUCUUCCCAUCCACAACCCCCAGGGGUUCUGAAAAAGGUCAACAGCCUUAGCACGUUCAAGGAUGGCUGUGUGUGGCCUCGGCACCCCAGUUGGAAUCCCUCCCACCCCACCCCUCUGCCCCCCGAUUUGACACUCCCUCGUGUUUGCACCAGGAAUGGGGCCUACAGGGCCUGGGCCUCGGUGUGAGGGUCUGGGGUCUAGGCCCCUGCUGGCUCUUUAAGACCAGGAAGGGGGGUUUGAGGUACCCACUUUCCUCUGCCAGCUGUAUUCUCCUGCAGGAGACCCCCAGGUUGUGACCUUCUGGCACCCCUCAGCCAUACUGACACAGGCAAAUGAGGACAGAAAAACUCAGCAUCUGAGGGCUUAUUUAAAAAAAAAAAAUAGAGGCAACAAAACCCCUUUAAUACCUGCCUCUAUCCUCAGAAGGGUGCUUGUUACCUGUUUAGAAAGCCUUUAAUUAUGAAUGCUGACUGCUUCCGGCUCAAAAACGCUGCGAGGCCAAGGUGAGGCCUGAGGAGGACACACCGAGGAGGCUGGGGAGGCAGAGGAAGCUGAGCACAAGGUUAAAACCUGAGGCCUGGCUUCUGCGCCCUGGGGAUCCCAGGCUUUGGAUUUUGGAUCCCAGAGCGAGGGGGUCUGGCUGCUCCAGCUGCAGCCAAGCGUGGGGGGCCCAGAUGUUAGAAGUGGGUGGAGGGGCCAUUAGGAUAUCUCUGAAGGUGGGGUUUAAUUUCCUUUAAUAGUCUUUAAUUAUUCCCCUUGGCUCUGCAGGCAGUGGGAGGGAAGGCUGGCCCUGUCUCUCUCAGAACCAGAGGCCUCGUACAUAGUUGCUGUGUCCCUUAUGAGUAACCCUUGUGGCAGGCCUGUGAUUUCCCCCCUUUUUUGUUGUCUUUUUAGGCCCACACCUGCGGCAUAAGGAAAUUUCCCGGCUAGGGGUUGAAUGGAAGCUGCCAGCCUAUACUGCAGCCACAGCAAUGCCAGAUCCUAGCCGCAUCCAUGCCUUACACUGCAGUUUGCAGCAGCGCCAGAUCCUUAAUCCAGUGAGUGAGGCCGGGGAUCGAACCAGCAUCCUCACGGUACUAGGUGGGUUCUUGAUCCGCUAAGCCGCAAUAGGAACUCUGGCCUGUGUCCCCACUCAUAGAAAGGAAGGCAGAGCUGCCAGGGACAGUUCACAUCCUGGCCCUGGCUGAGGUCACUGAGAUGUACACAGGCAAGCUGGCGGGGCCCCUGCAGGGCGAGCGGUGGCCCCUACCCCAGACAAGCAUAGACAGGAGGGAACCAGCCUGUCUUCCUCCCCCCAACUGCCUAUGAGGUCAUCUCAGGGGCUUUUAGCCCCUGGGCGCCAACCUUCUGGGUUUUUCUCACUGGCCCCCCGGGUGAGACUUAGACUGAGCCAGCUGCCCUUGAUCUCUUUUGGCCAUGGAACACUUAGCAACCAGAGGUGCCACCAAGGAAACCCAAUAUAUGAAACUGAUGGAAACAGAACCACUCUGGUCUCAGGUGGGGAGGGCAGGGUACCUGGAUGGCUCUGUGGCACCCCAUGGGCAAGCCCCCGCUCUAGCCUGUGCCUUUCUGCUCGCAUCCAGUUAUGAUGCAGCCUAGACUGAGCCAAGACGGGAAGGAAGUGGCUUCGGCAGCCAGGGGUGUGCAGCCGGGGAUCCCCAGGGAAAGGGCGGCAGGUGGGAGGGGAGUGGGCACUGUGGAGAGAUGGGGAGGGCGGGAAGCAAGCCUUCCAGAGUGGCACUGAGUGCCAGAAGCUCGGGAAUGGCUUCUGGGCUAUGGAGGGGAGCCCUGAUGUUCCCUCUGAGAAUGUUCCAGGUGACUGGUCACCGCCUUUCUGAUUAAUAAAAAAUGUCAACAUGCAUUUCUUCCAA
Messenger RNA from Sus scrofa (pig), 4066 nucleotides. RefSeq names its product peptidyl arginine deiminase 1 (gene PADI1). Gene Ontology annotation, cellular component: nucleus; cytoplasm. The record is from RefSeq and is a predicted model, not a curated record. NCBI's taxonomy places the organism in Eukaryota, Metazoa, Chordata, Mammalia, Artiodactyla, Suidae. Gene Ontology annotation, molecular function: calcium ion binding; protein-arginine deiminase activity.